CCCACACAGAGGAGGAGAGGAGGGAGGGGCCGUCUAUAGAACCAAAUAACCCGUGUAAGCGACUCACUCAGGGGACACCACCGACGCCGCGUGAGCUUCCUCCUCGGCCCUUGUGUGUGCGAUUUAAGAAGAGAGCGAGUUUAUUUUAGCCCUAAGCGGAAUACUUCAAUUUGCAGCGACGCGGCCUUAGGACUUUUGGCGAAGGUUCUGAGGCGAGUAGACGACGGAAGCACCUGUUCUUGUGACAGCCGCUGAACGGAGACGGAGGAGCGACGUACCCACACUUGAUACCCGGAGCGAGUGGAUGACUUCGGCGGAUGAAGGUCUGUCUGGCACCAGAAGGGGGGCCGUGGAUGGUGGUGGAAGCGAGUCCAGCGAAGACGAGCAGCACUUUCCGGUCAUCAUGUGCACGCGGGCUUAUCCCGACGCCUUGCCAAGCAGCCCGCUGUUCUCCGGAGACGCAGAAGACGACGAGGGCAAGGAGAGAGAUUCCGACAGAGACAGUGCAGUGGAGAGCACCCAAGGCUCUGACACCUCGGAGGGGCCCGACCGACUCGGCAAUAAAGAAGACAUCUUGGGCGAUCUCUUCUUCUCUACUGAGAAGACAAGCGGCACGAGCAACUCCGUGAUUUCCGACCUGUCCACGCGCUCCUCGGCUUCCUUGAACGAGGAGCAGUUUGAGGACUACGGCGAAGGAGAGGAGCCUGACUACGCUACCAGCAGUCCCUGUCCGGACGACGACACCCGCGUCAACGGGUACUCUGAUCUAGGCUCGUCCGUGUCGUCAAGUGCGGGCCAGACGCCACGCAAGCUGCGUCAACAAUUCCAGAGUGAGAUGGUGGAUGUCUACUGUACUCACUGCAGCAAAAAAGUCAACCUUCUCAAUGACCUGGAAGCACGUCUCAAGAAUCUCAAGGCCAACAGCCCCAGCAGGAAAAUCUCCACCACAGCAUUUGGGAGGCAGCUGCUCCACAACAGCAACUUGAGUAGCAGCAACGGCAGCACCGAGGACCUUUUCCGAGAUAGCAUCGACUCUUGUGACGUCGACAUCAAUGAGAAGGUGAACUCUUUGGAGAAGAAAGUUGCAGAACUGGAAAAUGAAAUUUUGUUGAAUGGUGAUGUGAAGUCCAAAUUGAAGCAGGAUAACACUCAUUUAGUUCACAGAGUUAAUGAGCUGGAGGAGCAGCUAAAAGACCAGGAGACUCGUGAGAAACAAAAUCUACAAGGGGAGUUGAAACGACACAGAGAGGCCUUCAACAAGAUGGAGAAAGACAAAAACACGCAGAUUGAGCUGCUGAACAGCCGCGUGAAGCAGCUGGAGGAUGAGAAAAAUGAAAUGCAUGUCGGCAUGUGCAGGCUCAAGACACAGACGGAGAAAUUGGACGAGGAGAAGCAAAGGAUGACAGAUAAAUUGGAGGACACCAGUUUGCGGCUGAAGGAUGAGAUGGACCUGUACAAGAAAAUGAUGGACAAACUGCGGCAGAGCAGGCAACAAUUCCAGCAAGAGAAAGAAGCCAUGCAGGAGCUAAUCGAGGACUUGCGGCGAGAGCUGGAGCACUUGCAGCUCUUCAAACUGGAGGUGGAGAAGCCUGGACGAGGGCGUAGCUCAACUUCUAGUCUGUCGGAGUACAACAGUCGGACCAGGGAGGUGGAACUGGAGUAUGAAGUCAAGAGACUCAAGCAGGAGAACCAGAGACUGAAGGAGCAGAACGACGAUCUGAACGGUCAGAUUCUCAGCCUGAGCCUAUACGAAGCCAAGAAUUUGUUCGCCACGCAGACCAAGGCCCAGUCUCUGGCUGCUGAGAUAGAUAACGCCUCCAGAGACCAGUUAAUGGAAGCCCUGAAGGAGCAGGAGGAAAUCAACAUGCGGCUGCGGCAGUACAUGGACAAAAUCAUUCUGGCCAUACUUGAUCACAACCCGUCCAUCCUGGAGAUAAAGAACUAGCAGUCACUCUGUGUGCGUGAAGAGACUGUACAGAACAUUCCUCUUAUGGAACAUAAACGACUGGAAUGUCGCCCCCUGCUGUUUAUGGAUUGAAAAACAGGCAUAUAAAGGGAGUGACUUGACGGUUAUGCUGCUGAGACUUUUGAGUGUUAUCUUUUUGUACUGAGUCUGUGUUUUGGGACUGGACAAAAGCUACUAUAUACACUGGUAUGAAAACUGGAACAGCAUGUAGCCGUCUUCUGUUUUCAUAUUUGGAAAGGGACCGUUCGAUCAGUACCGGCCAGUAGUUUAGCACUGUGAGAAAUUAGACCAGAGAAAAAAGAUUGGUGUUGUGUUUGAUACUGGCAUGUCUUCAUAGAAGGUUGUGAAAUGUGGUCAGGGAGGACUAUAGAGUAAAACGGGUCAUGUAGCUCAACAGAUGAGGGUUUUUGGUGAAGUCAAAUGAAGGUAAUACUGGUUUCCUCUUAAGAACGUCUUCCAGAAAUAUGGCAGUGACAUUUUCUGUGUCGCACUUUUUAAUCACUUGUCGUCACUUUAGGGAGAUGAAAGCUCAGCCGCCCGAGGAGUGUCUUUAAAAUGGAAUUUAGAGCAGUGCUAUUAGCUAGCAUCUCCCCAAUGCUUGAAAGGUACGUCGCUGUUGGUAAUAAUAAGCUCAACAAAAUGUGACAAGGUAAAAUGAAUGUUGCUACUUUUGUGUUGGUAAUGCGAAGUGGUACUAAAGAAAACAUGUCUACAGAACCCAAAUAGUUGUGUGGAACUUUAUUAUAGUGUAAAUAUGUAAGAAGGGACAACAAUACGCUGUACUAUGUAAAUAACUGAAACUUGAGUUUUGCUUCCUUGCACAAAAAAAAUGCUUUGUUUUCCCCUCUGCAUGGUUUAUACAUUCAAUCUGUGCCUUGGGAUGGACUGUUUUAAGAAGCCUACCAUUCUCCCAACUUGUAAAUGUUAGAAUUAUAUAGUGAACAUUUUUGUAAACAUGCCACUGGCUAGUUUUUUUUUCAGGAAUCUAUUUUCUACAGAUAUUAUCAGGAAAGACGCAAUGGCUCAAGUAGGUGCAUAGCGCAAUGCAUUGUUUGGUACCUGAGCGAAGGUUUAGAGUUUUUGUCAGUCUAAAAAUUUUAUAACAAUGCAAAAGAAGGAUUUGUUGUAUCUCUACAUUAUUGCUCACAGAAAAAGUCCAUAUUAGUUUAAAUUUGAUUUAUGGUUAGUAAACUGUCUUCCUAAUCUGAGGUCAGUGAUGCCCGUUGUCAGCAUUUUUAACUUAUCCACAGGUACCUAUAUUUCUUGUGUGUCUUUGUUUCACUUUGGCUGUUUGUACCAUUCUAGAAUUGAAAUUAAAGGAGCAGAUGGAGCUAUUAAAAUAUACCACAUUA
Messenger RNA from Syngnathus typhle (broad-nosed pipefish), 3318 nucleotides. RefSeq names its product RAB11 family interacting protein 4 (class II) b (gene rab11fip4b). The coding region runs from base 305 to 1945 and encodes 546 amino acids. The record is from RefSeq and is a predicted model, not a curated record. Lineage: Eukaryota; Metazoa; Chordata; Actinopteri; Syngnathiformes; Syngnathidae. The transcript has 13 exons. Gene Ontology annotation, biological process: regulation of cytokinesis; endocytic recycling. Gene Ontology annotation, cellular component: endocytic vesicle; cleavage furrow; recycling endosome membrane.